Pneumocystis jirovecii RU7 is the source of this 459-nucleotide messenger RNA. RefSeq lists its product as uncharacterized. The transcript is spliced from 4 exons. Gene Ontology annotation, molecular function: protein heterodimerization activity. The record is from RefSeq and is a predicted model, not a curated record. The coding region runs from base 1 to 459 and encodes 152 amino acids. NCBI's taxonomy places the organism in Eukaryota, Fungi, Ascomycota, Pneumocystomycetes, Pneumocystales, Pneumocystaceae. Gene Ontology annotation, cellular component: CHRAC; nucleus.
AUGCAGAAUAUGCAUUGUCAAGAUAUUACUGGAACAUCUAUUCUUUCUGUCUCAAAAAUCAAAAAAAUCAUUCAAAUCGACGAUGAUAUUGUCCAGUGCUCCAGAAAUUCCGCUUUUCUUAUUGCCAUUGCAACGGAAAUGUUUAUUCAGUAUAUAACACAUCAGGGUCUUUUGAUGUGCCUUAAUGAGAAUAAAAAGACUAUCCUCUAUAGACACCUUGCCACUGCGGUUUCACGAAUCGAUUGUCUCGAGUUUUUGUCAGAUACAAUUCCAAGGACUAUUACAUUCAAAGAUCUUCCCUCCAAGAAGACCAAGUCUUCCAAGGACCCCUUUGGACCUUUUGAACCCUCUGGACCCUCUAAUCCCACUGGGUCUGCUGUGUUGCAGGACACUCAGAUCCCUGAAGACUUUAAAGAUCCUACGGAACCUGCUCAGAUCAUGGCCACCGACACACCCUAG